UACCUCUCUUACCCCAAACCACUAUCCCUUGAAAUACAGUAUUAACCCUAGAGAUUAACCUUGAUACUAGAAUAAUGGUGCCGGUUUCCGUUUCUUUUUGGGACGACAGUGCUUGUCGAUACAGAUAAAGUAUGGGUAUGCCCGACAUCUACCAACUUGGUGGAGGGUCCAUUCGAGCUGGUGAUAAUCUGUAUGUAAAAGGACCGACAAGGAGCUGGCACCCUCAUGUAUAUUGGAAGUUAAAAGAGCGUUAACUACCGCUCUGGAAGCACUUCGAGGAGAUUGCGCAUACUUCAUUUAUCUUCUUUGGCCGAACUACGAACAAACUCGCCCGCCAUGCGUGUCGCCAUUGCCUUCUUUGUCCUGUCUCUGUCCGGCAUCAUCCAGAAUGGAUGUGCAGUAGAGAGUGGUAUCAUGGGCUUCGGCCUGUCCUUGUAUCAGGACCUCUGCUGCCAGACAUGUCACGACUCUCUUUCCGCCCUUUAUCUGAAUUGCACCACAUUCCCCGAAGACGGUAACAUGGACAUGAACAUGCCAAUGGAUAUGGGUAUGGAUACGUCCAUGGACAUGAUGCCGAUGACUAGCGAUGAGUGCUACACUUCCAACAUCCCUUGGCUCCAGACGAUGGCAUACUGCAUCCAACAGAACUGCAAUGCGGACGAGUAUAGUGCCGACAAACAGGCCAAAUGCUUCAGUACUCAAGCAUGUGCGGGUGCAUCAGAGCCAACUUUUCAGGACAGUUUGCCUGCCAAGGCUCCGACAGUCGAGCUCUCAGAGGAUGCAAUGUGGCUCAAUAUCACGAGCUUGGUCAAUAAGAACACCUACAGCUCCAUACACGGUACUCUGAAGGAAUUUACAAGACAGGAAUAUAUGCACACGAGAUAUUCGGUGAUACUCUUAUUCAUAGUCCUUGGCAUCUGCAUUGGCGGCGGCAUUCUGGCGCAGACCACAAGCGCACCCCUCGGAUUUCAGACAAAGCUACAUGCCUCCACUCUCUGGACCAAGCUCCAGCAGGACAUCUUCCUGCCAGCUCUAUUUGGGUCACGGCGGCUCGAACCUCUCCCCGGGAAUGUAGGCUACGUGCCAAGCCGGACGCUCAGCAUAUUCAUCACCAUCUUCGUCAUCCUGAACAUAGUCCUCUCGUCCGUUUCUUACCGCACCUCCCAGCCGAAUACCUGGUUCAAAUCCGGUCAAUUCGAACUAUGUGAGUACGUCGGGAAUCGCACGGGCACUCUGAGCCUGGUCAACAUGUGCAUUUCCAUCUUGUUCGCGGGCCGAAAUAACCUUUUAAUUGUAUUGACUGGAUGGAAUCAGACGGCUUUCCUGACCUUGCAUCGCUGGACGGCGAGGGUGGCUGCACUACAGGCGGUUGUCCAUUCAAUUGCGUAUACGCUGGCAUAUUUCGAGCCGGGCUAUGGUGGAGCGGCACAGUAUGCUGUUGAAGCAGCUAUGCCUUUCUAUUGGUGGGGAAUUAUCGCAACAAUAGCUCUUUGUCUCGCAGCAGGCUUUGCAAUCCUCCCGAUCCGCAUCAGAUCCUACGAAUUAUUUCUCAUAACUCACAUUAUCUUUGUCAUUAUCGCUCUGGUUGGAUGCUGGUACCAUCUCAUCCCCCACUUCGGAUAUGUCUUUGGCUAUCAAACAUGGCUUUACAUCGCCUUUGCCUUCUGGGCUGCGGACCGAUUCGCUAGACUUGCUCGCGUGGCCUACUACAAUCGUCUCAGUGGUUCAACGGCGAUCAUCGAAGCAAUUCCCGACUGCGAUAUCAUGCAAGUCACUGUCUUCCCACGUGCUGCUUGGGACAUUGGUCCUGGACAGCACAGCUUCCUGUACGUGGCUGGACUGGGUAAGUUCUGGGAAAGUCAUCCAUUCAGUAUUGCGGGUUGGAAGGGACAGUCAUCACCCACUACAGCUUCGACUUCGAAUCCCCUUUCUUCCCCAAUCGCUCGUUCUGACAGCGCCACGAGAGAAGAAGAGGCGAAAGAUUCGGGCGUUAUAUCAUUAGGUUCGCAACCAAACUCGACGACAACACUCACGGAAACUCAGGACCAGGGCAAGGCAUACAUCCGAUUCCUCAUUCGUGCACAUUCCGGAAUGACUUCCACACUGCAGCGCCGCCUAUUAUCUUCGCCAUCUCGCGCUAGCCUGGCAACAUCAGUCUAUACCGAGGGACCCUAUGCUGGCCACAAAGCAACCCUCCAGCCACUCUUCAUCGCCGACACAGUUCUCUGUAUCGUCGGCGGUAUCGGUAUCACAAACAUCCUUGGCUUCGUCCAAGAAUACUCAAGCGCGAACCUCCGAGGAAGUGAGGGGUCGGCAAAGAGCCAGAGGAUUAUGAAGAAAGCAAAGCGCUUUAUCCUCGCCUGGUCUGCGAGGGAAAUGGCUCUCAUCGAACACGUGAAGCAUAACUUCCUCCUCCCAAAAGACGAGGUUGACGGUAUCGAGUAUUCAUUCUGGUGCACGGGUUCCUCUUAUACUGCGGAGCCAAAAGUGGACGAUGUUCAUGAGGAGCGCCAGAAAGACGAAGGCGCAGCUCAGCCAACACCGGCGGCUAUAACAGCGGGGAGGAUGGAUAUCAGGAGUGUGAUGAGAUCCCAUGUGGAAACGGGUCAACAGAUGACUGUGGUGGUGUGUGGUCCUGGUAAUAUGGCGGAUGAAGCUACGAGGCAGGUUAUAGAUUGCGUGAAGGACGGAUUUAAGGUGAACUUAGUUGAAGAGUCUUAUACCCGGUAGUUUCUGUCGUUUGUUGCACCAAUGUUUUUGUCGCUUUAGCUACAAUUAUCUCAUCCUUUUGCUGGAGACUAUUUUCGAUGCGAGCAAUAUUUGUGGUCUAUCUGUCAUGGUCGGCACGUCGUGCAUGAUUCGAAAGGGAACGAGGCAUAUCGAGCACAUUACUCGUACUUUGGGUCAAUAAUUGUUAAACGUGCAAUGAUCGUCUGCCCCCUUGUAGAAGUAUAGUCCAAUAAAAACCCGAGUAAUGAAUGUUAUGCUGCUUUACCAUUCGUACGUAC
Pseudogymnoascus destructans is the source of this 3008-nucleotide messenger RNA. RefSeq lists its product as uncharacterized. Bases 337 to 2730 code for a protein of 797 amino acids. NCBI's taxonomy places the organism in Eukaryota, Fungi, Ascomycota, Leotiomycetes, Thelebolales, Thelebolaceae. Gene Ontology annotation, molecular function: ferric-chelate reductase activity. The record is from RefSeq and is a predicted model, not a curated record. Gene Ontology annotation, cellular component: plasma membrane. Gene Ontology annotation, biological process: copper ion import; intracellular iron ion homeostasis; iron ion transport. The transcript is spliced from 3 exons.